AUGGCAACUGCAUCGAUAUCCACCCCUGUCAAAAGCCAUCAUGGCCUCUUUUCCUCCAAGACUGCUGGUGGUCGAAUGCCGCUAACACCCUCGCCUCGUCACGCCUCUCCCUUCACUCCUCCUCGUCAGGCCGAUGCAGGACGGAGCACAUCUGGGCAGUCCGUCUAUGGGGGUAACUUGUCUUCCUACUUUGCCAAGUCGGUCUCCAAGACCUCGCGGACAUACCGUGAUUCCCCCAAGUCAAAUAUCGCCCGGAUUCGCAAGUCGCCAAAGCACCUCGAGCUGGGCGUUUCCGAUUGGACUCUGACUGGCACUGGCGCUUCUUGCACACAAUCCCCCUCCAAAGAGCGCACACGCCGGGAACUUCCCACCCGGACAAGACCCAGCAAGACUACCGUCCGCAUUUCUCACAACGCUGGUGAUCGUUUUAUUCCCAACCGCAGCGCCAGCGAAGGUCUGGCCACCAAUGGAACUGCAAAGCCGGACGAGAAUCAGCGUCCCAAGACCAGUGGUAGCGAGGGGUCCUCUGUGCUAGCCAGCGCAGCCAGCGCCUUUGACAUUGGUGGCCGUGGAUCCGAUGAGGAUCUCACUGCAGCUCUGGAGAACUUGGGUCUGGAUGACAAUGAGCCAUCAUCUGCUUAUUCUCGGCCCGCUCCCGAUGCCGUUGCCUACGAGUCGUCGCUGGCCAACGCCUGCGGCGUGAACCUGAACACUCGCAUCCUUGCCUUCAAGCCUCCGCCUCCAGAGUCAUCCAAGCCCAUUGAUCUUCGUGCUCAGUACAACCGGCCCCUCAAGCCCGCCAAGUCUUCGGCUACGCAGUUCCGCCGGCGAGUGCAGACUGCCCCUGAGCGGGUUCUUGAUGCCCCCGGACUUCUGGAUGAUUACUACCUGAACCUUCUCGACUGGAGCUCUGGAAAUCAGGUCGCUAUUGGUCUGGAGCGAAAUGUGUACGUCUGGUCUGCCGAGUCUGGUACCGUGAGCUCUCUGCUUGAGACUUCCCCCGACACCUACGUCAGCAGUGUCAAGUGGAGUGGUGACGGUGCCUAUGUUGGUGUUGGUCUUGGAACCGGCGAGGUCCAGAUUUGGGACGUUGAGGAGGGCACCAAGCUCCGCAGCAUGUACGGUCAUGACUCCCGUGUUGGUGUCAUGGGUUGGAACAAGCACACCCUGUCCACUGGUGCUCGUAGCGGACUUGUGUUCAACCACGAUGUGCGCAUUGCCGACCACAAGGUUGCCGAGCUCGUCUCUCACACCUCCGAGGUCUGCGGUCUGGAAUGGCGCUCCGACGGAGCCCAGCUGGCUACUGGUGGCAAUGACAACCUUGUCAACAUCUGGGAUGCUCGCUCCCUCUCUGCCCCCAAGUUCACCAAGACCAACCACCGUGCUGCCGUCAAGGCCCUCAGCUGGUGCCCCUGGCAACUGAACCUGCUCGCCACCGGCGGUGGGUCUUACGAUCGUCACAUCCACUUCUGGAACACCACCACCGGUGCCCGCACCAACAGCAUCGACACCGGCUCCCAGGUGACUAGCCUGCGGUGGAGCAACCACUACCGUGAGAUCGUCAGCUCCAGUGGCUUCCCGGACAACUCGCUCAGCAUCUGGAGCUACCCGACCCUGGUGCGUAACGUCGAGAUCCCCGCCCACGAGACUCGUGUCCUGCACAGCUGCCUUAGCCCUGAUGGCCAGAUGCUGGCCACUGCCGCCGCCGAUGAGAGUUUGAAGUUCUGGAAGGUGUUUGAGCGCAAGGCUGGCACCAGUGCCUCAGCUGCUCGGGAGGGAGGUGUGGGCAGCAAGGCCCAGAUGACCAAGUCCAUGACCAUUCGGUAG
Molecule: messenger RNA, 1827 nt
Organism: Penicillium lagena
Lineage: Eukaryota; Fungi; Ascomycota; Eurotiomycetes; Eurotiales; Aspergillaceae
Product: WD40 repeat domain-containing protein
Exons: 1
Coding region: 1-1827 (608 amino acids)
Biological process (GO): anaphase-promoting complex-dependent catabolic process; positive regulation of ubiquitin protein ligase activity; positive regulation of anaphase-promoting complex-dependent catabolic process
Cellular component (GO): anaphase-promoting complex
Molecular function (GO): ubiquitin ligase activator activity; anaphase-promoting complex binding; protein binding
Source: RefSeq, a predicted model, not a curated record